AUGGUGCAUCGUUUUGGUGGUCUUCAGCCGGCUGGUGCCUUCCCUCGUUCCGUAAUUAGACGCCGUUUGUUGCCAACACUGCCCCAUGCCUUGUUCUACGACCAGACCCACGAUAACGAAUCGCCAGCUUACAAGCGUACCGUCUUUGACUAUGUGCCCUCCGCUGGUCUGUGUGCCAUGUCGUUUUGUGGAACAGCCUCCGUGCGCGGUUUCGACGAGAUGGUGCCCUACAUGAUCGACGUCGUCAAAGAGACUCGAGUCUAUUCUACUUGGGACAAGGAAGUUAACUCUGGCUCAGGCCUCAUUGCUACCAAAGCUGCCCUUAACAAGCUGCACAAGUGGCUAGCUUCUCACCGAUACACCGAAACGUUUGUGGACCAAGUCGACAAAAACGUGGUCGCCGUCACCCGUUUCAAUCCAGAUACUGCGGCCUCCGUGGUGUUGGUCGCGCACUCUUGCUUCUAUGAACGUAACCCCCAUCCUCAGCAUCAACGAUUCCGACAGGUUGUCGUAAACGGUCGUGUUAAGAGGCUGCUGCUGGAAGCACGCACGGUAAAUCAGGCUUCUGGUGACCCUCUAUCCGGAUUCCAACGUGACACUCACUACAUCAACGGCUUGACUAAUGUAAAAGUCCAGCUGCAAGAGGACGUGCCCGUGGAUCAAAGUUCUAUGUUCAGAAUUGUUACUCUCAAUGAGGCUGGUGGCGUUGACGCUCUGGAAUUCUAUGAUUUCCCGCCCGGUUGCAUCGCAGCAGUUUCCGUUUGCCUUACAGAUUCUCAGGCCGAGGCCCUCAGUCGUAUUCGAAGCGUUCUCUUGGGUCAGUUCGGCAAUCGUCUCCGAAACGCCAGUAAUGGACAAGUCCUCGGGCCGGCCAUUGAAUCUGCAACGGAUAACUUGUUGCCCUCGCUCCCAGAAAUAAUGGAAGCUGGUACAAUUUCGAGGCUCGUGGCUGACCUCUCACUGAAUGACAUCAACUGGCUGUUUUAUCGUUGUGAGCGCGAAGAGAACUGCUGCGGUAUUGGGCGGAAGCCAUAUUUUAUUCCUGGCUAUGGCGAACUGCCUUUCUGCGGUCUUCAGGGGGUCUUGUCGGUCCUGCGAACAGUUGCCGAAGAGAAUGACAUGGGCCAUGCGCUCUGCGGGCAUCUCCGUGAUGGCUUAUGGCUGAUGGAUUAUCUGAUCCAGCGCUGUAUGAGCAAUGAUCCGUCGUGUCCCUCAAAAGAAUUAGAUGCACUUGCCCAAGCUGUCCGUCAGAUGGUUGAACCCACAUACCACCUUCCGCGGUAUUUAGUGCCCUCCUCAUUUGGUAUGCUGAUAGGAUGUCUUUAUCAGCGUGUUGCAGACGAGGUAAUUUAUUUUCUUCAUAUAUUUUGGAGAAGUUUGAAUAUUCAAUAUGUAUAUCUGUGCACUUCAGUCCCAUCUGCAGAGAGCGUUGGUAUGUUAUCCAUGCAAGCCUGUGUUAUAUAG
Molecule: messenger RNA, 1464 nt
Organism: Dibothriocephalus latus
Lineage: Eukaryota; Metazoa; Platyhelminthes; Cestoda; Diphyllobothriidea; Diphyllobothriidae
Source: the annotation of a GenBank genome assembly